AUGGAAGGCGAUAUGUUCCCAGAAUCAGGACGUGUAUCAGUCCACGUGGACACAUCGUGCAACCGACCAACCAGCCAACCAACCAGCAAGAGGGCCAACCAACAGACCUACCAGCCAACCAACCAGCAAGAGAGCCAACCAACAGACCUACCAGCCAACCAACCAGCAAGAGGACCAACCAACAGACCUACCAGCCAACCAACCAGCAAGAGAGCCAACCAACAGACCUACCAGCCAACCAACCAGCAAGAGGACCAACCAACAGACCUACCAGCCAACCAACCAGCAAGAGGGCCAACCAACAGACCUACCAGCCAACCAACCAGCAAGAGGACCAACCAACAGACCUACCAGCCAACCAACCAGCAAGAGAGCCAACCAACAGACCUACCAGCCAACCAACCAGCAAGAGAGCCAACCAACAGACCUACCAGCCAACCAACCAGCAAGAGGGCCAACCAACAGACCUACCAGCCAACCAACCAACAAGAGAGCCAACCAACAUACCUACAAACCAAAUAA
This is a messenger RNA of Haliotis rubra (blacklip abalone), 522 nucleotides long. RefSeq lists its product as uncharacterized. Bases 1 to 522 code for a protein of 173 amino acids. NCBI's taxonomy places the organism in Eukaryota, Metazoa, Mollusca, Gastropoda, Lepetellida, Haliotidae. The record is from RefSeq and is a predicted model, not a curated record. The transcript has a single exon.